GGGGAGUGGGGGGCGCUGGGGGCACACCGAGGCCGGGCUGAUGCCAUGGCGGAGCUGCCUGGGGGGGCAGGCAGGGAUGGGGAGUGCUGGGGUGAUGCCCGGGGGGGCACAGGGCACGGGGCGAUGCCUUUUCCUCCAGCCCCAAAGCCCAGCCCUGGCUCCCGGCUCUCCUGACCCGUUUCUGUCCCCAGGGCCGUUCCCAGGCCAGCCCUUGUUCCCGGGCCCGGCCCCCCCCGGGUACCCCCAGGCUCUGCCCCUGCCGCAGCCGCCCCCCUACCUUGACCCUGCCGCUGCAUACCCCGAGCUCUACCGUCUGAGCUUCGUGCCCCUGGGCGCUGCUGGCAUCCCCCCCGUGUCCCCAGCGUACCCAGGGGCGUCCCUGUACCUGCCCCUGGCCCCGCCACUGCCCCUGGGGGCUCUGGGCUCCCCCGUGGCCUAUUUGCCCCUGGGCCAGGUGUUCCCACCAGGAUCCACCGUGCUGCUCGAGGGGGGCUUUGACACCGCUGCCAGGCUGGGGACAGGGGGCACUGCCAGCAUCCCGCCGCCGCCCGCCGGGUGCCCCCCGGGAGCCCCCCCGGUGCCCGUCCCGCCCGGAGCCGCCGUCCUGCUGCCCCCACGCAAGGGGGGCUUCCUGGGGGGGGCCGGGGGGGCCUUCAGCCUCUGGUGAGGGGGGGCCGGGUUUGGGGGUCCCCACCCGUCAGCACCUCCCCCCAGGGACCUGAACGGGGCCUGGGGAGGGACCCCCCCCGGGGGGACACGAGUGGGUGACAGGGGAGGGGUCCCGGGGGGCUCAUUCACAAACAGGGGUGAGCUCAGCCCCGCCCCUUCCUCAUUUACACGCCGCUGUAAUUAAUUAAUGGCCUAAUUACGCCCUGGGGAGGGGUUUCCCCUUCCACCGCCCUCAUCACUCUGCUGGAGCCAUCCGGGUUUCUCUUCUUUCUGGGAAAGGUGGAUUUUGGGUAGGAAACAGAAAAAAAUCUCGUCUCCAGAGGCAAAAUCUCCUCCUCAGAGGCAAAAUCUCCCUCCCAGAAGCAAAAAUCUCCUUCCCAGUGGCAAAAUUCCCUUCCCAGUGGCAAAAUUCCCUUCCCAGAGGCAAAAAUCUUCUUCCCAGAGGCAAAAAUCUCCUCCCCAGCAGGGGCAGGGACACCUGAGCCCUUCCUGGCCUCACUCGAGGUGCCCCCUCACCCUCUCCCACCUUUCUCCCCCAGGAACCUCUGUCCUGGGAUUUUUUUUAACCCACUCCCAGUAAUCUCGGAUCGUUUGCACCUCAGCUCUAAUCAAAGCCAUGAGCGGUGCCAGGGCCGUGCUGCAGCUCCCGGGGGAUCCUCCCAUUCCAGCUAGAGCCAGGUUUAAUUGAUGCUUCAUUAGCAAACGCUUGGUUUUAACUCAGACCUGGUGUUUUCGCACCCAAAUUCCUUAAAUCCGAGAGGCUGUUUCCAUCUGUCCCCGGGGUGGGGAUGUCAGGGAGCACCCAAAUCCCUUGGGUUUCCUCUUUGGGAUGGGAAUGGUUUGGGGGUUAUCGAUGGGUUGAUCAAUGAGGUGUUGAUUGGUGGGUUUAUGGAGGAGUUUUAUCAAUGGGAAGUUUGUCGGUGGGUUUUUAUGAAUGGGAAGUUUGUGAAUGGGUUUAUCGAUGUGUUUAUCAGUGACUCACACCUGCAUUGAUAACCAAACCUCCACAAGAUUGGGAGGAGCACUUCAGGGAUCCUCAGUCGGGUGUUUUCCUUCCUUUUGGUUGUUACUUGAUGAAGAAAGAGCUCAGAUUCGACUCUAUUUUAUCUUAAUAUUUCACUUUAAUCUGAAUCUGUGUUCUGUGUGAGUGUGACCAUCCCUGACUGCUCCCGAGCUCAGCUCUCGGACUCUCUGUGCUGCACUGAACUUGUGGAGUUUUUAUACUAAAAACCAAAAAUAAAAUAAAGAUUAUUUUGAAAAUUUAAA
Molecule: messenger RNA, 1935 nt
Organism: Pyrgilauda ruficollis (rufous-necked snowfinch)
Lineage: Eukaryota; Metazoa; Chordata; Aves; Passeriformes; Passeridae
Gene: DAZAP2
Product: DAZ associated protein 2
Exons: 3
Coding region: 41-667 (208 amino acids)
Source: RefSeq, a predicted model, not a curated record